AUGAUGCCUUCGUUGUCGCAUCUAUUGCUGGGUGCCGCGUUGUGUCUGGCCCGGCUGGCCACGGCGCGUCCCGAAGAUGGCCUCCCUUCCUACCACUACCUCGCACCCAUCCACGUAGAGUGCAUGAAUCGAAGCUCGGAAACAGGUGAACACAUCGAAAACUCCAACCACGAAAUCGAAUGGAUCCCCUUCCCUGUCUGCGAAGAGACGAACAAGCCCCUCGAGUUCCAAUACGGUCACGAAGGCGAAUUGAAUUGCACCAUUCCCAUGAUCACCGACCCUUUCUUCCAUCUCCUCGAGUUCUACAUCCACAACGAUGCGCCGCUCUCGUGUCGCCUGCCCGCCCGCCCUGCGCCCCAUGUCGAGGUCAUCGGCGAGAAGCCCUACGUGCAGGAAUACAUUCCCCUCGUCUUCGCCCUCGCCGGCACGCUCCAGCUGAGCCACCUGCACGUGAGCACGCAUAUGAACGUGCUGCUGCACAGCAUGCCGAAGCACCACACCCGGCCCCACGACUCUGGCGUUCUAGAUUCCGGCACAGCAUACAGCACGAGUCCGCUGAGUCACAUGGACGGAUCGUUUACGAAGAGGCUUGUUAUCGGCGACCCGUUACCUCUGCGAUUAUCCGUGAGGUGGUUUCCGACACCGAACUUGCCCAAGACGGAAGGACACGUCGAGUGGCAGGGUAUGGGCGGGCACAUUUACGCGAGUACCGUGUUUUACAUCAUGACCUCCUUCAUGGCUGGCGUCCUUGUUGCGGGAACGUACUUUUUCGGCGUCGUCUUGCCUAAGAGGUUGAAAGGGAGGGGACUUGGCGGCGCGACGCCCUUGGGACACGGGUUGAACGGUAUUGGCAACGGGUGGGGAUACUCCAAAGUGUCCAAGCGAAUGGACUGA
Colletotrichum truncatum is the source of this 894-nucleotide messenger RNA. RefSeq lists its product as uncharacterized. The record is from RefSeq and is a predicted model, not a curated record. Lineage: Eukaryota; Fungi; Ascomycota; Sordariomycetes; Glomerellales; Glomerellaceae.